Aspergillus saccharolyticus JOP 1030-1 is the source of this 1520-nucleotide messenger RNA. Its product is annotated as NAD(P)/FAD-dependent oxidoreductase. The record is from RefSeq and is a predicted model, not a curated record. Bases 180 to 1490 code for a protein of 436 amino acids. The transcript has 2 exons. Gene Ontology annotation, molecular function: saccharopine oxidase activity; sarcosine oxidase activity; flavin adenine dinucleotide binding. Lineage: Eukaryota; Fungi; Ascomycota; Eurotiomycetes; Eurotiales; Aspergillaceae.
GUCUCUUUACAAAGUACAUUAGAGCAGUCUGUUCUCAUCACACCCUUUCCCUCUAUACCUCUGAAGGCAACAAUCGUGAACCUUAGGAGCGGCUUGUUCUCCGUCCAAAGUCCGCCACAUCUUUCCAUUCGCUCUCUUCACAUACCGUCUAUCCUCACGUCACCACACCAAACACCACGAUGGUCACGAAAGACUCCUCCAUCUUGAUUGUCGGAGCAGGCACCUGGGGCUGUUCGACCGCCCUUCACCUUGCUCGCAGAGGUUACACCAACGUCACAGUUCUUGACCCCUACCCCGUGCCCUCUUCCAUUUCGGCAGGAAACGACGUGAACAAAGUCAUCUCUUCCGGCCAAUACAGCAACAGAAAGGACGAGAUCGAAGUGAACGAGAUGCUGGGCGAGCAAGCAUUUCAAGGGUGGCUGAACGACCCCCUCUUCAAGCCCUACUACCACGACACAGGCCUUCUCAUGUCGGCCUGCACACCAGCUGGACUGGACCGCCUGGGUGUCAAGGUCAGGCCCGAGGCAGAUCCCAAUCUCGUCGAGAUGACACACCCGGAGCAGUUCCGAAGCCUUGCGCCCGCCGUGCUCAAGGGUGGCUUCCCCGGAUGGAAAGGAUUUUUCCUGCGCUCGGGCGCUGGCUGGGCCCACGCUCGCAAUGCGCUCGUGGCUGCGGCGAGGGAAGCGCAGAGGCUUGGUGUGAGAUUCGUCACCGGGAACCCGGUGGGCAAAGUUAUCACAUUGAUCUUCGAGAAUAACGAUGUCAAGGGCGCCGUGACGGCGGACGGUAAGAUCUGGCGCGCUGAUCAAACGAUUCUCUGCGCUGGUGCAAAUGCAGGUCAAUUUCUGGACUUUCAGGAUCAACUGCGUCCGACUGCUUGGACGCUCGUCCACAUCGCUCUGACACCCGAAGAGCGGCCUCUCUACAGAAACAUGCCCGUCAUCUUUAACAUCGAGAAAGGGUUCUUUUUCGAGCCAGAUGAGGAGAAAGGAGAGAUCAAGAUCUGCGAUGAGCAUCCAGGCUACACAAACAUGGUCCAAUCACCCGAGGGGAAGUUGCAAAGCCUGCCUUUCGAGAUGACGCAGGUACCGCUUGAGUCGGAACAGCGAGUGCGCGCGCUUCUCGCUGAAACCCUCCCUCAACUUGCGAAUCGCCCGUUCAGCUUUGCGCGGAUCUGCUGGUGUGCUGAUACGGCCAAUCGCGAGUUCAUCAUCGAUCGUCAUCCACAGCACAAGUCGCUGAUCCUGGGUUGUGGUGCUUCAGGUAGAGGCUACAAAUAUCUGCCAUCUAUUGGCGGCUUGAUUGUUGACGCUAUGGAGGGCAAGGUUCCUGCAAAGGUUCACGAGCUGAUUAAAUGGAGCCCAGAGAUUGCUUCCAACAGAGAUUGGAAUGACACUCUGGGAAGAUUCGGCGGCCCCAACAAAGUUAUGGACUUCCAUGAUGUGAAAGAGUGGACCAAUGUGAGGUAUAGAGAUAUAUCCAAGUUGUAGGGGCAAGCAGACAAGACAAUUGCAAAAUGU